AUGCCCCUCUUCGGCUUCCUCGCCAGCGGCCCCAGCGGCAAGCUGCACGCCGCAGCCGCCAGGGGCGACGCCGCCGCGGUGCGCAAGCUGCUGGCGGGCGGCAAGCACCCCGACAAGCUCAGCAAGGACAGCAGCAGCAGCUGCGCGCUGGCGCUGGCCGCCGCCGCCGGCCACCUGGGAGCCGUGGACGCGCUUCUCGAGGGCGGGGCCAACGUGAACCAGCGCGACGGCGGCAACGACACGCCCCUGCUGGCCGCGGUGGCCGCCGGCCAGGUGGCUGCGGCGCAGCGGCUGCUCCAAGCAGGCGCCGACCCGACGGCUGCGGGGGCCAACCACCUGACCUGCCUGCACAAGGCGGCCGCGGAGGGGCAGGCAGCCCUGGUGCCGCUCCUGGUGCGGGCCGGGGCGGCGCUGGAGGCGCGUGCCGGCGGCGGCCGCACCCCGCUCCACGUGGCCAUGCAGGCCGGCAGCGCGCCCGCGGUGGCGGCGCUGCUGGCGGCCGGCGCCGCGCCGGACAGCCUGGAUUCAUCCAAGCUCGCCCCGCUGCUGCUGGCGGCCCAGUGGGGGCGUGUGGAGGCCAUCCAGGCGCUUGUGCAGGGCGGGGCCGCCCUUCUGCCGCCCGCCUGCGGCACCACGCCCUUCCACCAGGCCGCCGCCUGCAACCAGGCCGCCGCCAUCCACGCCCUGGCCGCCGCCGCACGCCAGCUGGACCUAACGGAGGGCCCGGCCGCGCGCAACGGCGCGGGGCGCACCGCGCUGCACGUCGCCGCCUCGAGCGCUGCACCGGAUGCGGCGGCUGCACUGCUGCGGCUGGGCGCGGAGGUGGACGCCCGCGACCGGCAGUGCCAGACGCCGCUGCACCGCGUGGCGAAGUGCUGGGAUCGGGAGCAUGCAGAGGCGUGUCUGGGGGUCGUCGAGGCGCUGCUCGAGGCGGGCGCAGACCCAGAGGCUCAGGACAAGAAGGAGGCCUCGCCGCUGUCCCUGGCCAGUGCCCGCCACCUGGAGAAACUGGCGGGCAGGCUGCACAAGGCGGUCGGCAAAAGGCAGGAGGCGCGGGGGGCGCUGGCAGCCCUCUUCAAGGAUCUUCAGGAACAUGCCUGCCACGGCAACCUGGAGGCCGUGCGGGCCGGCCUGGCCGCCGCCGGCAAGGACGCCGACGCGGUGCUGCGCAUGGGCGACAGCCAGGGCGCCACCCUGCUGCACAUGGCGGCAUCCGGCGGCCACGCGGCGCUGUGCCAGGCCCUGGCGUCUUCCGGGGCCGACGUGGGGGCGCGCGUCUCGGACGGCCGCACGCCCCUGCACGCCGCGGCCGGCAGGAGCCUGGGGCGGCAGCGCCCCGCGUCGGACGAGGCGCGGGUGGCCACGAUCCGGGCGCUGCUGGCGGCGGGCGCCGACGCCGAGGCCGCCGCCGCCGCAGGGCGCACGCCGCUCAUGGAGGCAGCUGCGGCGGGCGAGGCCAUGGCGGCCAAGGCCCUGGCCAGGGUGGGGGCCAGCCUGGAGGCGUGCACGCCUGCUGGGCGCACCGCACUGCACCUGGCCGCCGUCGAGCGCAAGUCGUGGGUUGUGGAGGCGCUGCUCGAGGCCGGGGCCAGCCCUGCUGCGGCAGACCGUGACGGCUACACCCCCCUGCACCUGUCGUACAAGGAAGGCGAGACCCCCAUUGACGAGCUGGUUGAGGCGGCAGCAGCGGCGGGCCGCCUGGAUGCCCGCACCGCGGCGGGCCAGACGACCCUGAUGCUGGGCGUGGCCGACGCCAGCUGGGCCUGGCACUGGGCCCGCAGCCUGCUGCGCCCGAUUGACCUGCCCGGCGCGGACGCCACCCUAGCUGACCACGCUGGCAACACCGCGUUGCACCACUGCCUGCUGGGCGCCAAUCCGGAUGCUGUGGGCGACUAUGAUGCCGAGCGGAUUGGCUACGCGUUGGAGGAGCUGCUGCAGUACGGCGCAGACCCAGACGCCGCCAACCAGGCGGGGCAGACACCCCGCCAGCUGGCGGCACGCAUGGGGCUGACUGCUGCGCUGGACAAGGCGGCGGCCGAGGCGGCGCAGAUGUGGCAGGGGCAGCAGUUGGCGGCAGCCGUGGCCGCCGCGGCUCCAGGCGGCUGCGUUUACAUCGCGCCGCAUGUGCAGCUGGGGCCUGGGUACAUUGCGGCCGUCAGCGCUGCCAGCGCGCAGCCAGGUCAGCAGGGCGCCGGCUGGGCCGCGGGCCAGGAUGGCGCGGCUGCGGCGGCACAGCUUGCUGGCAAGCUUUCCCUGGUGUGA
Chlorella variabilis is the source of this 2262-nucleotide messenger RNA. RefSeq lists its product as hypothetical. Bases 1 to 2262 code for a protein of 753 amino acids. The transcript is spliced from 4 exons. Gene Ontology annotation, molecular function: protein binding. The record is from RefSeq and is a predicted model, not a curated record. NCBI's taxonomy places the organism in Eukaryota, Viridiplantae, Chlorophyta, Trebouxiophyceae, Chlorellales, Chlorellaceae.